Molecule: messenger RNA, 1722 nt
Organism: Menidia menidia (Atlantic silverside)
Lineage: Eukaryota; Metazoa; Chordata; Actinopteri; Atheriniformes; Atherinopsidae
Source: the annotation of a GenBank genome assembly
AUGGCGGCUCUGUGUAGUGAGUUUGGGGACCUGGUCCAAAUUAAAAAACAGCUAAUAGCUGUCAUAUCACUUUUCAAAGAGAGAGGACUUCUACACAGUGCGAAGUGGGCUUCUGAAUUGGCAUUUGCAUUGGAUCCUCUUCCAAAGAAUGAAUUGCCCUCAGCAGUCCCUUUCACUGAGGAGGAUGCACAAGACCUGGAUGCAUUCACUCUGGCCAAAUCAUACUUUGACCUGAAAGAGUAUGACCGCGCUGCUUAUUUUCUGAAAGGCUGCUGCAGUCAGAAGGCUUAUUUCCUCUAUAUGUACUCUCGAUAUCUGUCAGGUGAAAAAAAGAAGGAUGACGAGACAGUGGACAGCCUAGGUCCCUUGGAGAAGGGUCAGGUGCGAAAUGAAGCUUUGCGUGAACUAAGGGUGGAGCUCAGUAAGAAGCAUGCAGCUGGAGAAUUGGACGGCUUCACCCUUUAUCUCUACGGAGUGGUUCUACGAAAGCUUGAUCUGCUGAAGGAGGCAGUGGAGGUGUUUGUUGAGGGAAUUCAUGCUCUUCCUCUUCACUGGGGUGCAUGGCUGGAGCUCAGUAACCUUGUCACAAAUAUUGAAAUGCUGAAAUCGUUGUCUCUGCCAGACUCCUGGAUAAAAGACUUCUUCAUGGCCCACAUGUACACAGAGCUGCAGAUGAUCAAAGAGGCACUGCAGAAAUACCAGAACCUCAUGGAGGCUGGCUUUUCAAAGAGCACCUAUAUCAUCUCACAGAUUGCUGUGGCCUACCACAACAUCAGAGAUAUUGACCAAGCUUUGGCUUUGUUCAACGAGCUCAGGGAACAGGAUCCGUAUCGCAUUGAUAACAUGGACACUUUCUCCAACCUGUUAUAUGUCAAGAGUAUGAAACCUGAGUUGAGCUACUUGGCCCACAACCUGGUGGAGAUUGAUAAGUACAGGGUGGAGACAUGCUGUGUUAUUGGUAAUUACUACAGCUUGCGCUCUCAGCAUGAGAAAGCUGCUCUCUACUUCCAGCGAGCCCUCAAACUGAACCCUCGCUGUCUCGGGGCCUGGACUCUCAUGGGCCACGAGUACAUGGAAAUGAAGAACACUUCUGCAGCCAUCCAGGCCUACAGACAUGCCAUUGAGGUGAACAAACGGGACUACCGUGCCUGGUAUGGCCUGGGUCAAACGUAUGAGAUCCUCAAAAUGCCUUUUUACUGUUUGUACUAUUAUCGAAAGGCUCACCAGCUCAGGCCCAAUGACUCACGUAUGUUGGUUGCACUCGGAGAAAGCUACGAAAAACUCUCUCAGCAAGUAGAAGCCAAAAAGUGCUACUGGAGGGCAUACUCUGUGGGAGAUGUGGAAAAAAUGGCUUUGCUCAAAAUGGCAAAACUCCAUGAACAGCUGAAUGAGGCUGAUGAUGCUGCCCAGUGUUACAUGCUUUACAUUCGAGACAUUUUCUCUUGUGGGGAAGUGCGGGACCUCUCUGAGGUGAGCACAGCCCUGCGGUACCUGGGUCAGUACUAUUUUAAGAACAAGCUGUAUGAUGAUGCGGCCAUCUGUGCUCAGCGUUGCUGUGACUACAAUGAUGCACGGGAGGAGGGGAAGGCUCUGUUGAGGCAGAUCUCUCAAGUCAGAGAGCAGAUCGAGACACCGUCUGCAGAUCUGUUUGCUCCACUGUCAAACAACAACACACCCGUGAGGAGGGUGUCUCCUCUGAACCUCAUCUCCUUCACACCCUGA